This is a messenger RNA of Aureococcus anophagefferens, 843 nucleotides long. RefSeq lists its product as hypothetical. The annotation marks the transcript as partial. The transcript has a single exon. The record is from RefSeq and is a predicted model, not a curated record. NCBI's taxonomy places the organism in Eukaryota, Pelagophyceae, Pelagomonadales, Pelagomonadaceae.
AUGAACUCCGCCUGCCUCGUCAAGCAGGACGCCAAGACCAGCGCGGCCAUCAUCGGGCUCCUCGAGGGCGACGCUAAAUUUACCGCGCUGAGCAAGUUCGAGGGCGAGUCCAUCGUCGGCCGCGACGCCGAGGACGCGGAGAAGCUCCAGAAGGGCGUCGACGCGUCCAUCGCCAAGGGCGUGCUGCCGAAGCUCGAGCCGCCGCCGACCUACGUGACCAUCGACGUCCUCGGCAAGACGCCCGACGACGUCUGCAACGUCAUCGUGGGCCACAUGGGCGACGCCGUGAACACGGGCGGCGUCGUCGUGCUCUGCGGCCUGAGCGGCACGGGCAAGGGCACGACCGUGGCGCGCCUCGGCGAGCUGCUGCCCGAGGGCAAGACCACGGGCUGGUCGAACGGCAACGUGUUUCGGUCGCUGACGCUCCUCGCGGCGACGUGGUGCGAGCAGCAGGGUCUCGCCGAGUUCGACGGCGCCAAGGCGCUGACGCCGGAGAACCUGGCGACGUUCAUGGGCAUGCUCACCUUCGACAAGUUCGACGGCGCGUGGGACAUCAAGAUCAGCGGCCUGGGCAUCGAGGCCAUGGUGUCCGCGAUCAAGAACACGGACCUGAAGGGCCCCAAGGUGUCGAAGAACAUCCCCACCGUCGCGGAGCAGACCCAGGGCGAGGUCGUCAAGUUCGCCGCCGCCGCGGCGACGAAGAUGGGCGAGGACGGCCUGAUCGUGCUCUUGGAGGGCCGCGAGGCGACGGUGAACUACAUCCCGUCGCCCUACCGCUACACGCUGACCAUGAGCGACACGGCCGUCCUCGGCCAGCGCCGCGCGGCCCAGCGCGUCGCCGCC